AUGAUUGAACAGCUGCUUAUCACAAGGGCGCCGCCGUCGCUGGGCUUUGCCUACACUGGCCAAUCGGUGCUCGGCACCGCCGGGUUUGCCUCGUGCGAUGAUGCCUUUGGUCCCUUCACAUUUGGCUGUCGCAAUGGCCGCCUCGAUUUUACCUUGUUUUUUGAACAUGCAAUUUUCACAAUUAUCCCUUCGGCUCUCUUCAUCAUCGCGGCCAUUGUCAGCAUCUUCCAGCUAUGGGGCCUGAAGCCCAAAGUCCACGCGACAUUCAUAUACUACAUGAAGAUGACUAUCGCAUUCGCAUUAAUUGUCACGAAAGCAGUGCUCCUUGCACAGUGGAUAUAUCUACGCGCAAGCGUGCCUGCCGGCACGGUGUCAGUUGCCGCUGCUGCCGUCAACGUCGCCGACGCCGUAUUCCUUGCACUUCUCGGGAAACUGAGCCACAUACGAUCUAUUACACCCUCGAAAUUGAUUAUUGCCUUCACGUUCUUCUCUACUGUGCUUGAUGGCUUUCGAUACCGAACCAUCUUCUUGGUGGACGAGCUGGCGCCACUGACUUACACAUUUGGCGCGAGCAUCGCUGCUAAAGCCGUUCUCUUUGGCCUGGAAGCCAGAAGUAAAAGAUCCAUUAUGAUCGGGGAUUGGAAGACGCUGGGCGCAGAAGAGACUUCAAGCAUCGUGGGCCAGCUUUCCCUUUGGUGGGUGAACCCCCUCCUUCAGAUCGGCAAUGCCUCUUUCCUGCAGCCAAGCGACCUUCCCCGAUUGAAACCCGAGCAGCGGGCCCGCUCUUUGCUGCAAAAAAUGCUUCAGAAUUGGGAAAAGUACAAAGACAGCGGCAAAUACGCACUGGCUUUCAUGGUGCUGAAUAGCUGUAGGUCAGCUGUGAUUGCUGCUGCUAUCCCGCGCCUGAUCCUUUCCGUCUUCAAACUUCUCGUUCCCCUCUAUACUAAAGCAGUCAUUCAGUAUGCCACACGGCAGGACAGAGAUACAGAAGUGGACCAAGGCAGCGGAUAUGCUUUGAUUGCUGGCGCCUUCCUCCUUUUCUUCGGAAGGGUGUUGGUAUCCAAUGCAUAUGAGCAGGCAAAGGGGCGCAUGAAAGUCAUGAUGCGUACGUCCAUGAUGGCAACGAUUUUGCACUACGGCGCGCAAAUGGAGCCAGGAGAGAAGAAGGGCUCAUCUGCACUUACCUUGAUUACUGUGGACGUUGGCCGUGUGACGGCUUCAUUUUACUUCAUCCAUGAUUUCUGGAUUGCCCCGCUCGAGACUGCCUUUGCCAUUUGGCUCUUGGCUGGCCAGGUUGGAUGGGGGUUCAUUGGCCCGCUCAUUACAAUUGUCAUUGGCGCUGUGAUAUCUGGCGUGUGCGGGAUGUACGUUCCCAGUGCGCAAAAGAAGGUCAACGAGGCCGUCGAAAAACGAGUCAGCGACACAACCACCGUGAUUGGCCACAUGAAAGAAACGAAGAUGCUUGGGCUUAUCGACUCCUGGUUCGUUGCCAUAAAAAAAUUGAUGGACCACGAAAUCCGUCAAUCUCUGGCCUUCCGAAGACUCAUGACUAUCCUCAACGUGAGCAGCAAGGUGCCCGAGAGUCUCGCCCCUCCCAUCACUUUUGGCAUCGCUCUUCUCGCUACCAAGGCUGGCGAACGACUCUCUGUCGCGGAAGCAUUCACAUCUAUGAGCAUCAUGAACCUCAUUAUUGGCCCAGUUUCCAUGAUGGCACACAUGUACCCUUUCAUAAUCGCUGCUUUGCCAUGCUUCGUCCGUAUUCAGGACUUCCUGAGACUUUGCAGCGAUUAUGAAGCCCGGGUGGCGCUUCUUGGCUCUGCCCCCGAAUUGCCCCGGUCUGAGGACCUGCUACCUAGCUUUGGAGAGCCAAUCUUCUCUACCACAAACGCCAACGUUACCGCCAAGUCGAAGAAAGGACCCUUGAUCAAAGAUGCAAACCUAAGGAUUCUGCCCGAGACAUUCAACAUUGCGGCCGGCAAAGUUGGCUCUGGGAAGUCAGUACUACUGCAAGCUCUCUUGGGACAGCUCAAUGUCAGCGGCGAUGCUAAGGUCCGCACGUCAAACGUUGCAUACUGUUCUCAACAGCCAUGGAUCAUCAGCGGAACAGCGAAAGACAAUAUCAUCUGCAAAUCCGAGUGGGACGAAACUUGGUACAAGACGGUUGUGACAGCUUGUGGCCUAGAUCGCGACUUUGAAGAUUUCCCACAGGGCGAUGCUACGGCUGUUGGGACAAAGGGCGUCUCCCUCAGCGGUGGACAGAAGCAGCGAAUCUCAUUGGCUCGUGGUCUCUUUUCUCGCAAACCUAUCAUUCUUGUGGAUGACGUACUCAGUGGUCUCGAUUGGGCCACGCAACAAUUUGUUUGGGAUCAAGUAUUUGGGCCGUCUGGCCUCCUGCGAAAGAAUGGCGUCACAGUGGUUCUGGCAACUCAUGCGCUUCAUCUGAUCGAUCGGCCGGACAGCGUUAUUCUCCUCGGGGACGAUGGCCCUGGAUCUGUCAUUCAAGGUACACUGGAAGAACUCAAGAAAAACACCAAGAUCCAAGAUUUGAUUGCCACGAGCCACAAGUCUGCCGACGGCGACACAGCAAAUGCGAGCAGCGCCAGCUCACAAAAAGGCGACGCGGACCACGGGACAAAUGUCAACGAGGACGAGAAAAACAAAGACCUGAUUCGAAAAACUGGCGAUAUAACUUUAUAUUCUUAUUACCUCAGCAUGAUUGAUCGCAAGCUCGCAGUACUCGCCUGUUUUACCGUCAUUCUCUCCGCUACCUGGCCGGUUUUGCCGACCCUGUGGCUAAAGUGGUGGACAGAGGCAAACGAAUUGCCCGCGCCGAUCAAUACAGCCUACUACUAUUCAGUCUAUGUUGUUUUAAAUAUCCUGGAAAUUUUCAUCAUGCUUGGGACAUUUUACGUUGUCCUCAUCUACGUUGCGCCGACGGCCCUCCGGAAGGUCCACACGCGGCUGUUGAAGGCUACAAUGAGCGCACCGCUGUCUUUCUUCGUCGCGACACCUCCUGGCGACCUUGUCAAUCGCUUCAGCAGAGAUAUUGAGCAAAUCGACCUGGAGCUCCCAUUGAAUCUGAUCUUUACCUUCAUGGCACUCAUCUGGCUCGUAGCUUUGAUGGGGCUGAUCCUCGUCGGAUCCUUGUACAUGGCAGUCAUUAUCGCUCCGAUGAUGCUUUUCGUCUACUUUCUGCAGAACUACUAUUUGCAGACCUCAAGGCAGCUCCGUUACCUGGACUUGCAAUCCUCUGCGCCCGUAAAUACGCACAUUAUUGAAAUGAUUGACGGCGUCGCGACGGUUCAGGCGUAUGGGUGGGAGUCGCAUUAUCAAGCUGCGGGUAUGGAUCUACUGGACGCAACAAUGAGACCCAAUUACAUGCUGCGCGUUAUUCAGCUCUGGUUGGAGCUCGUAUUGGACCUCUUUGUUGCUUUCGUCUGCGUGCUGCUAAUCAUCAUCUGCAUCACCAUUCCGUCGUCUACAAGCCCUGGAGCAUUGGGUGUCGCGCUGACAAAUAUCACGGGACUGGGGGACUCGCUAGCAUGGCUCGUACUCAGUUUCACGAGCACAGAAACCGCACUUGGAUCCGUGGAGCGAAUCCGUACGUUUGAGACCAAGACGCCAAAAGAGUUGCCGCCUGCGAACCCGCGCCGCCUGCCUACGGUCUGGCCGACGGAGGGUGCCGUGCGCUUCAGCUCGGUCACCGCUUCCUACCCACCGAAAGGGAGCAAUCCGGCGUUCCGCGCUCUCAAUGGUAUCGAUGUGGACAUCCAAGCCGGACAAAAGGUUGCUAUUUGCGGGCGCACAGGCAGUGGCAAGUCUUCUCUGCUUCUCACCUUGUAUCGCUUGCUCGAUCUCGAGUCGGGCUCCAUCACGAUUGACAACAUCGAUAUUACUGACGUUGCCCACAACGUCCUUCGCCCGCGUCUGAUUUCUGUUCCUCAGGAGCCUAUGCUGCUUCCUGGCACUCUGCGUUCCAACCUCGUGCGCAAUUCUAGCGAUGGCGAGCCGGUGGACGAGCUGGAUGAUGAAAAGUUGAUGAAUCACCUAAAGACUGUAGAACUUUGGGAUAUUGUGAAGGGGCAAGGUGGACUGGACGGUGACAUUGCCGACCUGAAGCUGUCGCAAGGACAGAAACAGCUAGUGUGCAUGGCACGCGCGCUCGCUAGCAGGGACGAAAGCUCUGUUCUCAUCCUAGACGAGGCCAUGAGUACUGUUGACAAGCAGACCGAAGAGCUCAUGGUAAAAAUUCUGGAGGACCAUUUCGCGGAGCACACCAUCAUUUCUGUUGUUCAUCGUCUUAACACUGUUGAGAGGUUUGACACUGUUCUGUUGCUGGACGCGGGCGAGGUGGUGGAGAUGGGCUCACCCGAAAAGCUGCUGGCAAAGGAGAAUGGACGAUUUAGGGCGUUGUGGAAUGGGAAGGAAGCAUGA
Molecule: messenger RNA, 4434 nt
Organism: Akanthomyces muscarius
Lineage: Eukaryota; Fungi; Ascomycota; Sordariomycetes; Hypocreales; Cordycipitaceae
Exons: 2
Coding region: 1-4434 (1477 amino acids)
Biological process (GO): transmembrane transport
Cellular component (GO): membrane
Molecular function (GO): ATP hydrolysis activity; ABC-type transporter activity; ATP binding
Source: RefSeq, a predicted model, not a curated record